Molecule: messenger RNA, 996 nt
Organism: Bacidia gigantensis
Lineage: Eukaryota; Fungi; Ascomycota; Lecanoromycetes; Lecanorales; Ramalinaceae
Exons: 5
Coding region: 1-996 (331 amino acids)
Biological process (GO): cytosolic ribosome assembly
Cellular component (GO): mitochondrial matrix
Source: RefSeq, a predicted model, not a curated record
AUGUCCCUCAGGAAUUUAUGCCGGGCUCUGCCUAGAUCGGUCCCAAGAUCCUAUGCUCUCACAAGCUCAAGACCGCUCUGCCCACUUCGCCACGUAUCUCCUCUCCAACAAACCUUAAGGAUCACUCCUAUCAACCGAUAUGCAGCCUUCUCGACAUCCAGAUACGCUCGUGCAAAGGAAGGACAAGUCGACCAAGAGCUUUCGGCAAAAAUACAAACAGAGCUUCAAUUAGAAAGGGAAAUGCGAGAUCCAGACAAACUCCCAUCAAGUAUAUCGGAUUAUCUAAAUAGUAGCUCAUUCAAACUCCACGAUACCCCUGGCAGUGAAGAAGUUGUUUUGACUCGCAAAUUCGGCGACGAGCACAUCCGCAUCUCCUUCUCAAUUGCAGACCUCAACUCCAUCGACAACGAUCCUGACACCUUCGGCGACGACAAUGCCCUCUUCGACGAAGACGCUGGCACCAAUCCCUCCGACAUACCUGAAUCGGCCCAGUCCGGAGGUGCAAACUCCAAGGGUACUAUAAAUCAAGGUCGCACCUCCGGAGGCAACAUAAAUGUCGCUCCUGAAGACAGUGUUGCCCCCGCAGACCGCGACGAGCUCGCCGACGACGAGGCGCCCGCAGAAGACGGGCGCAACGCAGAGCCGUCUUUCCCGGCACGUCUCAGUGUCAAUAUCGAGAAAGCCAAAUCUGGAACGCUCCAGGUCGAAACAACCGCGCAAGAUGGGGAGAUUGUCAUUGAUAAUGUGUAUUACUACAAAGAUGGCAAACUGGCGGAUGCGGAAACAGCGGAGUUGGACUGGAAGCGACGCAAUCUGUAUGAAGGUCCCCCCUUUGCCAACCUGGAUGAGGAUUUGCAAGUCCUGCUCGAGCGAUAUUUGGAUGAAAGGGGUAUCAAUACUGCGUUGGCUUUGUGGGUACCGGAAUAUAUCGACUUCAAGGAGCAGAGGGAGUAUCUGGAUUGGCUAAGCAAUGUCAAAGGGUUCGUAGAUGCGUGA